Molecule: messenger RNA, 1035 nt
Organism: Batrachochytrium dendrobatidis JAM81
Lineage: Eukaryota; Fungi; Chytridiomycota; Chytridiomycetes; Rhizophydiales
Exons: 6
Coding region: 46-1035 (329 amino acids)
Cellular component (GO): endoplasmic reticulum
Molecular function (GO): misfolded protein binding; protein-folding chaperone binding
Source: RefSeq, a predicted model, not a curated record
UAGCUUUUGUUGUUGGUCGUAACUUGAAGUUGUUCAAGGCUCAUCAUGGAUAUCAUUCAGCAGAUAGUCUUUUGGUCGUUUGUGCCAUCAUUCGUCACAAAGAAUACUCUCAUGGCUUAUCAUUAUGUUGCAUGCAGAAAGAACACUCCGCAGCAACACGAUCCUCGUUACAAACGUCACUACAAUAGAGCAUACGCUAUUAUUGUCACUGCUUACUUGGUGUUUACCAUCAUGCAGGCUGAGCGAAACUUGCCUGCAAACUUCUACAAUCUACUCAAUGUUGGCAUAGGACCAUACUUUGAUCAACGGAAACUUCGAGCAAGUUACAAAGCUCUAUCGCUUCAAUAUCAUCCUGACAAAUCUGGCAAUCACAAUCUAGAGAACGUAUACAUUAUGAUCCGACAAGGAUACGAUACAUUAAAGAACCCGCUCUUGCGCCAGGCAUAUGAUAAACUUGGCAUGGAAGCCUUUCAAUGCUCAUACUGCAAGACUGAGCGUGACUUUCUUCAUGAAGCUAUUCGAAACUGGAUGACAUUUUAUGCAGUUACCGCUGGUGUAUCAACAUUCUUUAGCGCCAUUGGUCGUAUGGAUUUUGGUAGAUAUUGGAGAUUUUCAGGAUUGUUGGCCAUUGCUGCAAUAGAGGCAGCAUGGCUGUUUUCAUCGACUGAUGUAUUUCCAUACAUUCUUCCAUGGCGUACAGUGUCACAAAAAAUUCAACUUUUGCGCCAGUUUUUUAUUACUGUAUCGAUUGCCAUUUCCCAGAUUGGUCCAAUCUUGUUUCCGGUAGACAAACGACCCAUCAGACAAGUCAUUUUGGAUCUGGAGCAGAAGAUCGAUAUGCAGACUCGACAGGCUGUAUCUUUUUUUGCAGAUGCCUUUUUACCUUUCCAAAAUGAUCCCAAAGCAGCUGGAAAACUACAACGGAAUAUGGAGAUACGGGCAGUUCAUACUGAUUCUGUUAAUACCGCUGCAUUGUCCAGUAGAAAUGGUGUUAGUAAUGGAACCACUGCUGUAUCCCAUAGCAGUGAAGAGUAG